This is a messenger RNA of Biomphalaria glabrata, 3918 nucleotides long. RefSeq lists its product as uncharacterized. The record is from RefSeq and is a predicted model, not a curated record. Lineage: Eukaryota; Metazoa; Mollusca; Gastropoda; Planorbidae. The coding region runs from base 288 to 1370 and encodes 360 amino acids. The transcript is spliced from 5 exons.
CGUUCUUCACUAGUUAUCAUUUCACCAUUCUUGUUCUUUACUGGUCUCUCUGACUUGGAAACUUUCCAAAUAUCGUUUUAAUGACUAAGUACAUGUCUUUGAUUCUGUUAUGAAGUACUUCAAUGUAGCUCCUCCUGUCUAUUCUGAUGCUUCGCUUGACAAUUCUAUCUGUGCUCCAUUUAAUUUCACAAUAAAAUGCGAUGCCUUUCUUUGAAAUUUCUAAAGCAGUUUUAGAGUAGAUAUUAUUUCUUCAGUGGAUCUACAUUGACACUCUGAAUAAACUCGAAAUGUUGUCGCCUGAGGCAAUAACUGACUUACGUCUACAUAAUGACAGAUAUGUUACAAGUUUUAAAGAGUAUUCGAAUGUCACUAUUGACCAUAGCAAUGAUGAAUCAGGUGAAACACAAGGUCUGCCGUUUGGGGAUCAUGAAACUCAGGAGUCAGAAGGUGGAGAAGCUGAUCUACACAAAUAUCUCGUUGGCUGUAAGAAGAAUCCAGGACACAGUCAGUUUAUACCUGUUAAUACAUUUACUUUAGAACAUCUACCUAAAGAAUAUCAAGACACAGAUUUAUAUGAAUUCAUUAAAGUUGUAGCUGACCUUACAGUUAGAGUAGAUGUUAAAAUGACCAGUUCAGACAGACCAAUAUUUUGGCCAAAGACAACACGAUCUUACCCUUUUUAUAACAUAAGUGACACAAGAAGCUUUAGAACAGGAAGUGGAAGAGUGUGGCUUGUUAAUAAGUUUUGUGAUGGAUUUACACAAGAUGAAGAUAAUGGAUCUACUGACUACACAAAGUGUUGGUGUAGAAAAUGUGAGGAUUCAGACUCACCCAGGAAUGUGUGGUGGCAAUUUAUUGUUAUCACAGCUACACAUGUGGUUUUUGAUGACAAAGAGGCGAACCAAACAACGCUAAGAUUGUUUUAUGAUACAGAUGAUAGCCGAGUGGUCAAUAUUGAUACGGUCAAUAUUAAUUAUAUAGACAUUGAGUAUGACAGGUGUAUGUUAAACUGUGUGACAUGUGACAAUGGUUUAGGUGAAAGAUUAUCAAAUUUAUGGAAAUAUUAUGAAAAUGUCUGGGAAAAACUCACGGUCAAAUAUUGUGACUCUACAUCUAAACACAAGCUCAAUUUUAUAGUGUCACAUCCACAUGGAUGUUCUAAACAUGUAAGUAUUGGUCAAUGGAAGGUUAAGAUAGAUGUGGAUGGUAGAAGUCAGUUUACUUAUACAAGUUGUACAUGUCCUGGAAGUAGUGGAGCACAUGUACAGUGUGUGGGGCAUAAUGAGGGGUCAUGUUGGUGGUUCAAUCUUGUUCACACUGGAAGUUUAAAAUCUGGAUUAGAUUACAGUGGAGCUGGUGCUCUCUGGUAAAAUUUUUCUUUGUAAUUUUAAUGUCAAAAUAGAACACAGAUUUGUUUUUAAUACUUAUAUUACACUUGCAUCUCUUUAUUGUUUUAAAUAGAAAACAAAUCGUAUUCUUAUGAAACAAAAUACUAGAUUUAGAAACUAGAUCUAUUUGUUUGUUUUUUUGAAAAUUCAAUGUACGUGACUUUCGAAGUCAGUGAGUUUUCAUUUUUUCUUUCAUAAUUAAAAAUAAAAUAAAAGACUUCACCUUUUUCCUAAGUAUUUUUCGUUAAUCUAUGUACAUUUAUGGUGUUAUUUAUUUGUAUAUAGAUCUAAAUCUUAUUUUUUUUUAACAAAAAAAUGAUCUAGCCCGUACAAGAAAGUACACAAAAUGUUUUGAACAGCGCCGGCUUUAGACCGAUUUGACCGAUUUCCCAAGUUUGGCCCCUAUCCUUGCAAUUUACAUUUAUCAUAUUACUGAGCUAUUACAUGGCUGUUGUCGCGUGCUUUUAAAGAUGUAGGAUUUAAAAAGUCUCAGAGCGACUUGUUGCUUCUGUACAAUUCUUGGUAGAAAGGAACUUGGAUUUCUGUAAGUCUCAGGAGCAAAUUGAAAGUCCAUAUAAUGACAUUUUUUUGGUGUCAUAGAAUCGCUACAAAAAUUUGAUUCAGUUAUGCAGGAUCAUAUAUAGAAAAAAAAUAUUAACAAAAAAAUUAACGACCAUUAUUUUGGUCAGAACAUUCAGAAGGCUUUGAGGCUAUUUUUCAACCAAAUUGUAGAUAAGACAUUGCAAUCUCUUCAAUCAUGGUUUAAGCAGCCAAAAGAACAUCACAAACUCUUUUUGUUUUUUUCUUAAUAAUUUUCAGUAUAUGACAAAGAACAAUAUCGGUAAAUGUUAAGACGACCUAGAGAUUGAUUACUCUAACAGACAUUUAAAAAAAAUAUACAUAUUGUCUGAAAAAAAAAGAAAACAAAAAUAAAUCCUAUACUGCCUGUUUAACAACAAAAGCCCAAGGACUAUUUCAAUAUAUUUCUUGUAACCAAAGGUCUACUUCAUUCCUUAAUGUAUUCAUUACUCUGAGAUAAUUGCUAACAAUACCAGUGACUUUCGCUUCUGGUGAAAGAAGUUUUUCCAAACUCAAAUUAAUCAAAACCUACCUUAAGUCAUUAAUUCACCAAGAACGAAUGAACAAUAUGGCAUAAAUAUUUAUUAAAUCUCCUAUCAUCAGAGACAUUAACUAUGAAAAGUUUCUCACAGACUUUGCUAACAAUAAAGAAAGAAAGACCCACUUUUAAACUAUUAUGAUGUGUCUUUAUUUUAUUAAUGGAAACAGCUAAAAAAAUUCGUUUUAAUACUUCCUUAUUGUAGCGUAAAUAUACAACAGUUGUGAAGUUGUGUUUUGAGUUGCUUCCGUAAUAACGUAAAAUAAAUGGUGAUAUAAUGACGUCAUUAAUAAAAAUAUUUGUUAUUGUAAAAAAAUACAAAGGGGUUCCCAGGCAUCCAUCAAAUUUAGCCUCGUAAUUUUAAAGGGCAGCCCUGGUUUUGAACGCUAAUUUAUUUGUUUUAAUUUUAAUCUUAGGAAAUAAUUUAAAAAGCUGUAGUCCAUCCACAUUUGUCACUCUCAAUGGGGAGAGGGUAGCCUCCAGUUGUUUGAGAAACGCUUCUGUACAGCGUACAAAAUUGGAAUGGGCUUUAACUUCAUAUGAUCGUAUUCGUAUUUAGAUAGAAGGGUUGUAGUGGGCCUGUUUACAUAACAGAUGGUAUCUUGAACAAUGGAAAGAAAUUGUACUUGACUAAAGUUAUGGUUUAAUCGGAAUUAGUUCCCUUUUGUAGGUUGUCGUCUGAGUUUUAGUGAAUACAAACAUGAACUAAGACGAAAUUAAAGAAACAAUACAUAACUAUAUAAUCUUCUAUAUUCAUAAUAUCUUCAAAAGCAGAGUGGAUACAAUGUUGAGGGACAAUAAGGGUGGCUACCUUUUUUUUUAUUAGAGUUAGUCACAUUUAUUACUUGAUUUAAGUCCCUGUUAACUGUGUUCAAUUGCCACUUCCUCUUGAGUCUUUGAGCUGACCACUGUACAUUAUUGUGAACUAAAUCUCCGUAAUGUUUAUAUAAUAGUUUUGAUCUGCUCUGACUGUGUUAAUCAAGAGGAGUGUGCCACGUUAUAGGAAUGUAUCUUUCACUAACGAGCUAAGUAGACUUUAUUUAUUUGUUGUUAAUAAGUUGGUUUAUGUAAAUAUUAUGUCUACUUAGUCUCCUAUCCUUUCCUGUAUGUGUUUUUAUAAAGACCAGAUUUGGGUCGUAUAGUAUGUAAAAGAAAAACUUUUGUCUUGAGAAGAGACAGGUGUGUGUCUCAUGGACAGUUAGGACCUGUAUUAUAUUAUUGUAACCCAUUGUUUGUUUUGAGCUGAGACACUAUUGUGCCUCUGUGAUGGCAGUUCUAUGAUUAUGUUGAACUGAACCGGCCCUACUAUUUUGAUUUUUUUUCAUUAUUUGACUUGCCUUUGUUGGCCCUUAUGCCCAUUUUCUUUUAAUGAUCUUUUUCUUUUGUUUCUUAAUAAACUCUUUAUUAUUUGUA